Stylophora pistillata is the source of this 6528-nucleotide messenger RNA. RefSeq names its product polycystin family receptor for egg jelly-like. Gene Ontology annotation, molecular function: calcium channel activity; calcium ion binding; protein binding. Gene Ontology annotation, biological process: detection of mechanical stimulus. The record is from RefSeq and is a predicted model, not a curated record. NCBI's taxonomy places the organism in Eukaryota, Metazoa, Cnidaria, Anthozoa, Scleractinia, Pocilloporidae. Gene Ontology annotation, cellular component: membrane.
AUGAUGAUGAUGAUGAUGAUGCUCAUGACUGUCACAAAGAUGCAGAUUGUGGAAACACAGCCGGUUCCUUUACUUGUAGCUGUAAACAAGGAUUUGCAGGGGAUGGGCGUCAUUGCACUGAUGUUAAUGAAUGCUCAGAUGCGUCACACAACUGCCACGCUAAAGCAAAUUGCUCCAACAAUCGAGGCUCUUUUGGCUGUGCUUGCAUUUCAGGAUAUUCUGGGAAUGGUGUUACAUGUGCCGAUAUCGAUGAGUGCAGCAGCAGUAUUGAUGACUGCCACAAAGAUGCAGAAUGUUCCAACACCGAUGGCGCUUUUACUUGUAGCUGCAAUGCAGGAUUCACAGGGGACGGUCGGCAUUGCACAGCCCUCUAUGCAUUUAUCAAACCUGUUCGAUCAAGACGACUGGAUAUCAAAAAGUUCUGUUUUUGCAGCUUUCCAGUCGGCAGUGAUCCUCAUGAAUGAUAUUGAUGAAUGUGCCACAGCAACUCAUAACUGUCAUGGUGUAGCUCACUGUUACAAUAAUGAGGGGUCUUUCAACUGCGAGUGUAGGACUGAUUACCACGGAGACGGGAUAUUAUGUGAGCCCAUAGGAGAUUUCUCAAUCACGAUUAGAAACAUAUCCAAGGACCAAUAUUUGCCAACUAGUGUCAAACGGUCCGAAAAAAGUAUCCAGCUGGCAAUCAUCGAAGAUCUUCCUGACAAACCUGUAUUGGAAAGUGUCAUGGAAUGGCGUUUAAUUAGUGAACAGGAGCUAGCAGCAUCUGAGUCACCAGUGGGAACAUUAGUCAGUCAAGGAACUACACAGUGGUCAAUAAAUAGGAGAUCUGUGCCUGCUGGAAUCUAUCAAGUCAAAUUCACUGCGUCUAUUAAAGUCGGUGCCUCAGCAUCCUCAGAAACUCUCCAUGCUUUUGACUACGGCUUUAUCAAAGUUAUUGCGGCUCCUGUACGAGCCAUUAUCGAUGGAGGAAGCGGUGUCCUUUGGGGUUCUGUAGACAUUGUCACGGUGGACGGUUCCCUUAGCUAUGAUGGAGACAGUGGUCCUGGAAACCACAGUGGGCUUAAAUUUACCUGGUCCUGUUAUCCUCUUUCAGAUAAUACUUCCCUCGAUAAAAAUUGUUUUGGCGCUUUUGAGGGAGACGUUACUCUAGCUUCGAUAAGCAUUAAUACUCGUGAACUUCUAAAAUGGAGCCCUUUCGUUCUAAGGCUAACUGUGUCUAAGGAUGAUAGAAGUCAUUUUGCCGAAAUAAACGUUCAGAUAGCAAAUGGUGAAAUACCUCAAGUUAGCUUAAGGUGUUUCGUAGAUUGUGGUAAAAUAGUGUCUGCUUCGAAUAAGUUCCGAGUGACAUCACAGUGUCUCAAUUCCCUUUGUAUUGGUUCAGAGUACAUAUGGCAAUUAAUGAAGGUGGAUGCUGAUUCAAAACAACUGGAGCUCAUACCUAUUCUACCCAAUAUGAGAUCGACUGCAAUAAAUGCAACCAACAUGAUUAUCAAAAAGAAUUCUUUGCAACCAAGCUCAAAAUACGCUCUGAAGCUAACUGUAAUACCCUCCUUGGGAAUGGUAGGAUUUGCGGUGCUCGAAUUUGAGACAGCUGGACAGCCCCACGGUGGCUACUGCAAACCAUCAGUCACUAUAGGUUUCUCUUUGGAAACAACAUUUUCAUUUGAAUGCUUUGAAUGGAAAGAUAAAAGUACACCAUUAACCUACGAAUUUCGCCUUGGAGACGAGCCAAUAUCCUAUGGCACUUCUUCCAGAUCUGUAUCGACAGUCUUGUAUUCUGGAUUACCGGAAAACAACUACCUUUUGUCCAUCAAGGUCAUUAUAAAGAAUUCUGUUGGUGUGGCUGUUUGGGAAAAGCUUUCUGUGAAGGUGAUGCCAUCGUAUCAACUCGAUCCUUGCCGCUCGCCGGUUGAAGAAGUUGCCAAAACGUUGAAAAGUUUUGUCAUUGGGCAUGACAGCGAAUUGGAUAAAUACCUGAAGAAGGGUGAAAUCAGUCAGGCCUCCCAACUUGCUUUAACUGUCCUAAAAUCAGCAAUUGAAGAAACAGAAUGUGGGCAAACGCUGAGCGAGGAUACCAGAACAGAAAUUUCGAGUACGUUAGUGGAAAAGUUCACUUCCAUAAAACCAGAGGAUCUUCAGAUGUCUCGAACUGUUAUGAACGUAGUAAAACUGGCAGGUGGUAGCCAAGACGCCCAAUCUUGUGAUGAAUGGGUAAAUUCUGCGAAUGACAUCAUGAGACUAACCGAUACUACGACAGAAUUACUCAAAUCUGCUCUUGGUGACAUAGAGGAGCCAUUUUCUGAUGAACUUGAAGAAUCGGCCGCAAGCAUUACUGCAUGUCUCAAGAAUGUUCUUCAGUCCGCUUCAGGAUCGAGUAAAGAAGAUGGAGAUCCAAGGAAGAACACUGAAUCCAAGAAGGAGAAUGUGAAGCAAGCUGCUCAAAAACUGGACGCUGUGAACGACGCGUUUUUCGCUCGCCUAGUUCCCUCCGAAAAUCUUGUCCUUAAAACACUUGGUUUGACGUCGUCCCUUAAGAAGGUAUCUGCCGAUGACGUAAAGGGUCUUAGUAUGGAAUAUGGGCCAACAAAGUUUAAGCUUCCCGAAAACUUAGGAAAGAUGGCUGAUGGAAACAUCAAUGCAAAGAUGAAAGCUGCUGACUUUAACCCAUUUACCUGGGACAAUAGCAGCAAGAAAGUUCAAUCCAGUGUCAUAAGCCUCGAGCUUCAAACGGAAAAUACAACAAAACUGAGUGUUUCAAACCUCGACAAGGACAUUGAAAUAGUUAUACCUAUCUCCACCCCACCCUCAAAUAACAGCAACAGUACAGAACAUUAUUUUCUAAAGCCAAACAAAUUGACUAUUAGGAGCUAUUAUGCAGAGCUAGCAGAUGUACCCGUUUCCAUCAGACUGGGUGUCGCAGAAAAGAAAACAGAAGUUAAGAUGUUUGUGAGGUUCGGAUUAAGACCUACCGUAGAGGACUCCGACCUCAAUUUUACGGUAAAGUUCACAUCAACCUGUAAUAACGCAACGAAUGGCGAGGCCGACGAAACAUCAUGCAAUUUAGAAGAGAAAAGCAUCACAAUACUUCCUGCUGAACCAGGUCAUAUUUAUUUCGGUUUAUUGAUAAAAGAAAAGAAAAAUUCCAGCAAGCAUUCCCGAGAGAGACGGUCGUGUUUUGGUAACGGUCGCCAGAGACGAUCGUGCGUUGGCGUCAAAGAUCCGCCUCCAAAAGGGGUCUCUCAGACGAUUGUACCUCAAUAUAACCCGGAUGCUGAUGUCAACUACACGUUAGGUAUAACUCAGUCAAGUUGUCUAUAUUGGUCGGAAGACGAGGAAAAGUGGACAUCUCAUGGUUGUAAGGUGGACCUAGGAUCUAACUCCACACACCUCAAAUGCCUCUGCAACCAUUUGACGUCUUUCGGUGGAAACUUCAUUCAAGCGCCCAAUCCCAUUGACUUCGACAAAGUUUUCACAGAAUUUGCCCGACUGAGUGAGUCGGGCAACAUCUCAGUGCUAGUGACAAUUGCAUGUGCUUUCCUCAUUUAUUUUGUAGCAGUGAUACUUGCAUGGAGAGCAGACAGAAGAGAUGAAAGCAAGAUUUGCCCACCACCGCUGAUAAAACUUGUUGAAGAAGGAACUUACUACUACGACAUGGUUAUCAGUACUGGGGUUUGGAAAGAUUCAGCAACAACGGCAAACGUAACGAUGAGCAUAAGGGGAGAAAACGACGAGCAAGAUCUCAUUACUCUUCAAAAACAUGGAGAUUUACAGGGAUUUUUUAGUCGAGGAAGUAUAAAUGGUUUUGUUCUGGUCACAAAUGAGUCGCUAGGAAAUCUAAACCAAAUAACUCUGGAACACGAUAACUCAGGCGAUAAUCCAUCUUGGUUUGUAGAAACAGUGGUAAUCCGAGACAGACAAACAGAAGAACGCUGGGAGUUUCCUAUAAAUAGAUGGCUUGCACUAGAAAAAGACGAUGGACAGAUAGAAGUUAGUGUCCAAAACAUAACAGCUACUUCCUUUUCAGCCGAGGUGAGGUCACGCUUCGGGAGGAAAAUAGCUGACAAUCAUUUGUGGAUGUCAGUCUUCGGUAAGGCGUGCAGUAGUACAUUUACACGCGUGCAAAGAGCAUCGUGUUGUCUUUCAAUUCUUUUCAGUGCAAUGAUAGCAAAUGCCAUGUUUUAUAAUACUGGUGGGGAAUCGACGGGAGCCAUACAAAUUGGACCUUUCAAGUUUUCCUGGAGACAAGUAGUCGUUGGAGUACAGAGCACUAUAAUAGUGGCACCUGUAAACAUUCUUAUCGUGUUUCUGUUUAAGUCAAGUAGAACGAAGGAAAAUAAAGAGGACAAAUAUAAAGAAUCAUUUCUGACAGAACAACUCGUCAAUGAAAUAAAUGGUCAAGGCUGUAUGCUGCCACAUUUCUGUGUAUACAUGGCUUGGUUUCUCUGCUUUGUCACCACUAUGACAGCAGCAGCAUUUACGUUAUUUUACAGUCUUAUGUGGGAUAAGGAAGUCGCUGAGCAGUGGUUGGCAUCCAUUCUUAUUUCCAAUGGACAAGACGUUUUUGUUAUUCAACCAACAAAGGCCAUAUUAGCAGUUGUUUUAGUUUCCUUCCUUUUGAGUAGAAACAAACCAACUCAUAGGGACGAGGAAUAUGUUGAAAAGGAGGAAGCUUUUGAAAAUGACAUGGAUUUCCUAAAUGAUAAUCCAAGACAACGCUUUAAACAGUGCCUCAUAGAGAAAAUGCGCAUGAGAAGCAGAAAAGAGGCUCAACUGGCAGGCAUGGCGAGGGAAAUUGUCCUCCAUUUGGUAUUUGUGUUUCUGCUGUCUAUGGUCUGCUAUGGCAACAAGAAUGAAAAUCGCUUCUUGAUGACAACGGAGAUGAAAAAUACUUUCACGAGCUUUGAAUGGGUCAGUGAUUCUCAGAGACUGUGGGGAUGGCUAACAGAGAAGUUUCUGCCAAAUGUAUACAACCUAAACUGGUAUAAUGGCCUAAAAGAGCAAAAUGAUGUUUACAUCGCCAACAAGAUGUCCAUAUUGAUUGGCAUGCCUUGGAUGCGACAGUUAAGGAUUCGUAAAAGUCGGUGUCACUCAGUUCCUGAAACUAUACCAGACUGCUACUAUGACUAUUCUCCAGAUAUAGAGGACACAACAGAGUUGAGUCUUCCAGGGUGGCAGCCACUUUCCAAUAAUAUAUCUUGGCCAAAGGCACUUCGAAUCUGUCCAAAACCCUGGCGUUACCACACAGCUCAGACGCUGGACAAUGAUCCGGUAAAAGCCGUGUAUAAUACUUAUGGAGGAGGUGGAUUCGUAGCCGUCCUGGGUUAUGAUGAGCAAACAGCAAAUCGUGUCAUAGGUGACACUUUUGGAAACGGCUGGCUUGAUCGAAAAACUCGUGCUGUAGUCUUGGAAUUUGCAGCGUUCAACAUCAAUACGAACCUUCUCAGCAUCAUAACGUUUAUCUACGAAAUGAUUGCAGCUGGUGCAGCCUACACAGUAAUAAGGGUGGACACCCUCGAGUUGUUCAGUACGGAAUCGGGAGCUCUCAUGUUUUACCUCAUUUGUCAGUUCUUAUUCUUGGCAAUGGUGCUAUUUUACUUCAUCAUGAUGUUGUUUCACCUUUACCGACAACGGUUGGGAUUUUUCAAGUCUAUCUGGAAUAUGGUUGACUUUUUGAUGAUUGUCUCUUCUACAACGUCCGUAGCGUCCUACGUGAUGAGAUCUAAGACUAUAUUAAACAGUAUCAACGCAAUUAAAAAAAAUCCCUUCGAAAUUAUCCAUUUUCAUUCUUCAUUGAAUUGGGCCAGCUGGGAAAACGCUUCUAUGGCUCUGGCAAUUUUUAUGGUUACAGUGAGGCUUUUAAAUUUGAUUCGUUUUAAUCCUUAUGUCAUAUAUUUGUUUUCAUCGUUCCGUCAAUCUGUAGGCUACCAACUGUCCUAUUUGGUUUUCUUUGUCAUAAUAUUCAACGCUUUUGUUAUAUCAGGAAUGCAGCUUUUUGGAGGAGUAGUUUAUCACUAUUCUAGUUAUCUACAUGCUGUCAUUUCACAAUUUGAAUUUCUGUUGGGAAAAGCGGUCCCAAUUGCUGAUCUUCGCAAAGAUAAACCUUUUAUUGGCCCAACUUUUGUUCUCUUUUUCAUGCUAAUAAUGACCAUAUUUCUUAUGAAUAUGUUGGUUUCUGUACUGAACGCGUCUUACACUGACGCCAGGGAUAACGCCGAAGAAAGUGCAGAAGAGCUUGAAAUGGCGCGCUUUAUUGGGGAACGUUUUAUGGAUUUAUUCCAAGAAGGAAAAAGGCGACCUGAAUUAAAAUUAUUUUGCGACGACACAACUUUUGUUAACAUGUGUCGCUCCGAUGCAGAACCAUUCUGUUUAAAUUCACGGAGUCUCCUUCAGUGCACGGAGGAACGGUUAGCAAAAUUAGACAAAAGAAUAAGUGCACUCAACAGACGCACAGAGAACAUCGGUGGUGAUGACCAAAAAGAGGAGGAAGAGUUUCUCUUUCUCCUUGAUUCAAUGUUUAUUUCUCAUUGA